Molecule: messenger RNA, 553 nt
Organism: Chanos chanos (milkfish)
Lineage: Eukaryota; Metazoa; Chordata; Actinopteri; Gonorynchiformes; Chanidae
Gene: nudt1
Product: nudix (nucleoside diphosphate linked moiety X)-type motif 1
Exons: 4
Coding region: 83-553 (156 amino acids)
Biological process (GO): DNA protection
Cellular component (GO): cytoplasm
Molecular function (GO): 8-oxo-7,8-dihydroguanosine triphosphate pyrophosphatase activity
Source: RefSeq, a predicted model, not a curated record
CCCAUACGAUUUGAUACAUUAAACGAACACCAACAUCAGAUUCAUUCACCGUCUUCUACAGUUUCUCCGGCAAAGGACCAUAAUGUUUACCUCCAAGCUGCUGACUUUAGUGUUGGUGGUGCAGCCUGGCCGAGUCUUACUGGGCAUGAAAAAGAGGGGUUUCGGAGCAGGGAAGUGGAACGGGUUUGGAGGUAAAGUCCAGCCUGGAGAAACCAUAGAGCAGGCUGCUAGGCGGGAACUUCUGGAGGAGAGCGGCCUCACUGUAGAUGCACUGGACCUGGUCGGAAACCUCAAAUUCGAGUUUAUCGGGGAGACGGAGCUCCUUGACGUCCAUGUCUUCAGGGCGGACUCUUACAACGGAGAACCAACGGAAUCCGACGAGAUGAAGCCUCAGUGGUUUGACACUGACAAAAUUCCCUUUGGUCAAAUGUGGGCAGAUGACACACUGUGGUUUCCCCUGCUGCUACAGAGGAAGAAAUUCCGAGGCUAUUUUAAAUUUCAGGGCCAUGAUAUUAUUGUAGAACAAAAGCUAGAUGUAGUGGAUAAACUUUGA